Molecule: messenger RNA, 1169 nt
Organism: Filobasidium floriforme
Lineage: Eukaryota; Fungi; Basidiomycota; Tremellomycetes; Filobasidiales; Filobasidiaceae
Exons: 2
Coding region: 459-1169 (236 amino acids)
Source: RefSeq, a predicted model, not a curated record
CCUUGCGCGACGCGUUUCUUCUUUCUUUCUUCUUCUUCUCUUUGUUCUUCCGCGCGGCGUUUCAUGUCGAAACCCUCGUCGCUGUCUCCCUAACCCUUGCCCUCUGCCUCCCCAGCUCUCCUCACCCGAACCUGUCUUUUCAGCCGGCUAUUCGGGAACGACGAUCCUCGUCAAAUCGCAUUCAUCUCGAUGCUCAGAUAUCACUUCGCUGUUCAGAUCGUCCAUAUUCAAAGACCUACUCGAGUAUCGAUGUGAGCGUUGAGAAUGCGAGGUGAGUAGAUUGGUGAUACGUCCCAACGAUAUGGACGAGUAUAUGUACGGCCAGGAGUCGAUGUCAAAGUUGGGAGAUGAGAGGGGGAGAAGGAUGUCACGACCAAACACAACGCAAGAGCUUCUCCUAGCGAUCACCCUCACACUACCGCCCCACAAUCUCGAACACCAUCUCCGAAAACCGUAACAUGUUUCCCCGAACCACCCGAUCGACCUCCACUUCGAGCUCCCCUCUGAGCCUCUUCGACCACUCUCAACGAGCUCAAAUGGGUCAAGACCUCUUUUACCUCUUCGGCUGUUCCUCCAACUCUGCUUCAUCUUCCUCGUCGAGCCAGCCUAAGAAGCCCAGGACCGCCAUCUUCGCCCGUCGUCCCGCUCAAACCGGGGAACACUACCACGAGAAGCACGAGAACGACGAUGAGGACAACGAAGGGACCGAGGCGGACUCGAUGUUCAUCACCUGGCCCGAGUCCCGCCCGAUCGGGACCGGCAGCCGAUCUGCUUCUCCCAACUCAUCGAAUUUGGAGUCCGAGUUCGAGUCGAGCUACAGCUCCUCCUCCUCCUCCGGCUCCGUCAUCUCUUUGCCCGACUACCACACCCCGAACACCAACUCGAAGACGACCACUCGAUCUGGUCUUCGAUCGAAAAAGAGCGCCAAGGACGUCCGAGGCCUUUUCCGACCUUCUUCUACCCGCACCCAAUCUGCUCCGGACCUCCCCACCCAGACCUUUCCCCGAUCGCCUCAACAACUCAGGAUCUCCGUCAAGGUCGAGACGACGACGUCCACGUCGUCUCAGGCCAAGUGGGAGCUCGAUCUCAAUCUCCCCGCGCAGCGAUCGGGGAUGAGGAGGAACGGACCUGGAGGAAGGGGUGAUAGGUGGAACGGCAACUGGGUCUGA